CUGCUUCAGAACUUCAAUCCAACUCCAGCUGUGCGUGCUGCACCUGUAGAGCUGCCAUCCAAUACCCGAUUGAAGAUAAAAGUGAAUAAGCUGUUUGUCACGGCGGAGUGGAAAUGGAUUGAGGGAGGUGACGAUACUUGUGGUAUCUGCCGUAUGCCUUUCGAAGCAUGUUGUGUGGAUUGCAAAUGUCCGGGCGAUGAAUGUCCUUUGGUUCUCGGUCAAUGCAAACAUCCUUUCCACAUGCACUGUAUAGUAAAAUGGACCGAUGCGCAGAACACUCCGAAGCCCCAGUGUCCGCUGUGCCGACAGGAGUGGAAAUUUGCUGACUGA
Messenger RNA from Haemonchus placei, 330 nucleotides. Lineage: Eukaryota; Metazoa; Nematoda; Chromadorea; Rhabditida; Trichostrongylidae. The record is from the annotation of a GenBank genome assembly.